CAAGUGGUGUCUUGAAAGGAUUUGACCCUCUUCUGAACCUGGUGCUGGAUGGUACCAUUGAGUAUAUGCGAGACCCAGAUGAUCAGUUCAAGCUAACAGAAGACACACGCCAGCUGGGACUCGUGGUGUGCAGAGGGACUUCUGUGGUCCUCAUCUGCCCUCAGGAUGGGAUGGAAGCUAUUCCAAACCCUUUCAUUCAGCAGCAGGAUGGCUAA
Acanthisitta chloris (rifleman) is the source of this 215-nucleotide messenger RNA. RefSeq names its product LSM7 homolog, U6 small nuclear RNA associated (S. cerevisiae) (gene LSM7). The transcript is spliced from 2 exons. The annotation marks the transcript as partial. Gene Ontology annotation, biological process: mRNA splicing, via spliceosome; nuclear-transcribed mRNA catabolic process. The record is from RefSeq and is a predicted model, not a curated record. NCBI's taxonomy places the organism in Eukaryota, Metazoa, Chordata, Aves, Passeriformes, Acanthisittidae. Gene Ontology annotation, molecular function: RNA binding. Gene Ontology annotation, cellular component: U6 snRNP; U12-type spliceosomal complex; Lsm1-7-Pat1 complex.